GAACACCGGUUGUUAAUUAAAAUGGCAGCCAAAAAAUGGAAAAACGUCGGAUUUAUGUAAUUUAAUUAAUUUUUAAUUAAAAUGGAAGUUGUCAACAAAGUGUCAUUCGUCAACAAGAUCAAUAUGUUGAUGAAAGCAACAUCAGACGAUGAUAAACCAAUCCCUGGAUAUCUCUACGACGAAGUCAACAAAAUCAGUUAUGAAUCAACUGCUUAUUGCACAAGUCUGUUGGAAUUCCUGGUGAGUCAACUGGAAAAGAAAUCUUGCCAUGUAAAAUUGAAGGUGUUGAAACUAAUGACAAACCUCGUUGAAAAGGGUCACCCCCAUUUCAGACAAGGUCUACGGCGACAAGCAAAUGGCAUCAGGGAAGCCACCAAGUUCAGUGGACCUCCAGAUCCUCUUCAUGGUACCGUGCCCUACCUAGUUGUGAGACAAAUGGCUCAGAAUCUGUCUGAAGUCCUCUUUGAUGCUGACUACAAUGUGGACACUGAAUCCGAGACCAAAACAGUCAGGCCGACCUCAAUCUCCACAGGAAUGGGAAACAUCCAAGGUAAAAGCAGAAUGGAAGGAUUUGGAAGUUCACCUCAACACUUGCCAAAAAGCACCAGCCAGAUAUUAAGGAACAGUAUUGGAAAUUUCCUUGAUAAAUUCACCGAUUCUUCACAGAUCAACCAGGUCUUCAUCCCAGAACUGGACAAACAGCCAAGUAAUUUUGCACCGGUUCAACUGAGUCAAACUUUAUCGGAUGAUGCCAUAUCUGGGAGCCAGUCGAUGUCAUCUCUACCAGCUAAACUGCCCGUCCCCCAUCACGUCCCAGGUCGUGCGGGUGGUGGUUGGGACGACGAUGAUGACGAUGUCCAUUAUGGUGAUGAAGACAACAGUGUAGCAGUCAAGUCGACAACAUCAUCUUCUCACACAUCAAGCAAAGAAACGAAAGUGUCCAAUGAAAUCUUAAGUUCCAGGCGAGACUCGGAAGAGUACAGUAUGCCUGACUGGAAUGCUGAAGACCAACUUGUCUGUGAGAUGAUAGAAAACACACGUCCGUUGCCAACGAGAUCCGAUCUGGAAGCUUUUGUCAGCAAGUGUAGUUCUUUAAAUUGCGAGAAAGUAAUUGAUUUAAUAAAUCAACACUUGCAAACUGAUGCACAAUUGCAUUCGCAACUGCUCUGUCUGUUUAUGCUGGAGUGGUUAUCUCGUGCUGAUUACAUCAACAUCAACCUCUUGGCAUCUGUGUGCAAGGACAGCUUAUUAAAUCUCUACAACAACACCUGCGGUGUCAACAGUGGUGAGAUGCAGCUGGUGCACUCAAAGUGUCGCAAGAUAAUUAGAAUUCUCGAGAAGUUAACCGUUUACAAAACCAUUCUCCCUUCCUCUGUUGCUCAACCGAUUCCAGACGACAACUCUCGUGAUAAACCUGUCAGCAGUGAACAUCUGAUGUCAGAGUCCUUAUCGAAAAAUGGGAACUUUUACGGCAGCGAGGCUGACGGGGAAGAAAACUGCACGGAUGACAAAAUGAAAGCAUCAUCGAUUUUCCACUUCAUCCAUGACGAAGAAAUGAAAAACGGAGUAAACAAAGAAUUAGAGAAAACUGCAGACUAUUCUAACGAGCAGAGUCCCAAACAGCCGGUCGAGAUCGGCCUCAAGGCCGCAGUGAUGGACAAUGAACUCAGUGAUGUAUCAUCACAGCCCUCGGUGGGGUCAGAAUUCUCGUUGCUCAAUGAAGAUUCCUUAGAGGUCAAUGAAAGCUGAAUCAAGGUUUUCAGGCCACUGCUGUGUCAGGGAGCAAAGGGCGGUGUGCCUGGUUAAAGAUUUCUAAACCAAUAAGACCCAUCUUUUUGUUCCCUUCAUUGCUUGGACUUAUUCUAAAACAGAGAAAUAAUAAUUUAUUGAUAUGAUCCAGUAUAUUACUGGUAUGUAUGAAAAAAAGAAAGCCAAAACACUAACUAAAGUCAACCCUCUUUUGACAGGGAUUUGAGAGCGAGUGAUGUGAAGGAUUAAAUCAGGGUGCAAUAAAAUAUAUUACCUGACACAACUACCAACACUACAACACAUACUACAAUUUGCACAACCCACAGGUAAAACAGUCACUACACAUCAAGAUAACCCAACUACGCAAGCACCAUACAACACUAAAAGACAACUCACAACAC
Messenger RNA from Octopus sinensis (East Asian common octopus), 2150 nucleotides. RefSeq names its product AP-4 complex accessory subunit Tepsin-like. The transcript is spliced from 12 exons. NCBI's taxonomy places the organism in Eukaryota, Metazoa, Mollusca, Cephalopoda, Octopoda, Octopodidae. The coding region runs from base 82 to 1749 and encodes 555 amino acids. Gene Ontology annotation, cellular component: trans-Golgi network membrane. The record is from RefSeq and is a predicted model, not a curated record.